Molecule: messenger RNA, 5886 nt
Organism: Protobothrops mucrosquamatus (brown spotted pit viper)
Lineage: Eukaryota; Metazoa; Chordata; Lepidosauria; Squamata; Viperidae
Product: multidrug resistance-associated protein 1-like
Biological process (GO): transmembrane transport; lipid transport
Cellular component (GO): membrane
Molecular function (GO): ABC-type transporter activity; lipid carrier activity; ATP binding
Source: RefSeq, a predicted model, not a curated record
AUGAACGAUUGUGGGAACUGGAACCGGAACCAGACGUGGUGGAUGGAUCUCCCAGGCUUCGCAGCCUGUUUUCAAAACACGAUUGCCAUUUGGGUCCCUUGCUUCUAUCUUUGGGCUUCUUUCCCCUUCUAUUACCUUUACCUGCGGAAAAACGGCAGGGGUUACGUCAGGAUGUCGGCUCUCUUCAAAGCCAAAAUGAUUCUGGGCUUUGCCUUGUCAGUGCUGUGCUUCUCCACCAUCUGCUAUCUCCUUUGGGAAGCUAGCCAAGGGGUUUCCCCAGCGCCCGGACUCAUCGUUAGCCCUACAGUUCAACUAGUCACCAUGAUCCUAGUGAUUUUUCUCACCCAGAUGGAACGGAUGAAAGGGGUCCAAUCCUCGGGCAUUUUGAUGGUCUUUUGGCUGCUGUCUCUCCUCUCUUCUAGUCUCUCCUUCAGCUUCAAAAUGCACCGUGCUAUGCAAGGGGGAUUCCAAGAACAGCCAUUCCACCAUCUUUCUGUGUACAUUUAUUUUGUCCUGGUUUUCUUGGAACUGGUGUUGUGCUGUUUUACAGAUCCACCGCCUUUCUUUUCCAACGUUAGCAGUGACUCGAAUCCCUGUCCUGAAUCUGGAGCCUCUUUUGUUUCCAAAGUCACUUUCUGGUGGUUUGCUCGGCUGAUCUGGAAAGGCUACUGGACACCCUUGCAGCAAGAAGACCUGUGGUCACUAGCCAGAGACAACUCUUCUGAAGAAAUCAUUGGCAAGGUGAAGGACGCUUGGGAUAAACACUCUCCAAGAACCGAACAAACGACCAAAUGUGUAAGAUUGAAAAGAAGGCAAACCCAGAGGGAAAAUGCCGAUGAGACGGUCACCUUGCUCCAACCGGAAGCUAGCAAGAGCAAAGAGCUUUUGAAAAGUUUCUGGACUGUUUUUGGAACUCAUUUUCUUCUGGCGACCCUCUGUUUGCUCACCUGCGAUGUCUUCUUGUUCUCGGUUCCAAAGAUACUGAGUCUUUUCCUAGAUUUUAUCAAUGACCAAGAAGCUCCUCUUUGGAUAGGUUAUUUCUAUGCUGCCGCAAUGUUCCUUUUGGUUUGUCUGCAGACGUUGUUUGAGCAGCGGUACAUGUAUAUAUGUUUCAUGCUGGGCAUGAGGUUUAAAACAGCCAUUACCGGCCUUGUUUAUCGGAAGAUCUUGGUCCUGUCCAAUGCAGCCAAAAAUGCGUCAUCUGUGGGCGAGAUUGUCAACCUGGUAUCUGUCGACGUGCAGAAGCUGAUGGACCUGAUUAUUUAUUUUAAUGGGACUUGGCUUGCUCCUAUCCGGAUUGUCAUCUGCUUUGUCUUCCUUUGGCAGCUCCUUGGACCAUCUGCUUUGUCUGCUGUCGUCAUAUUUUUAGUUCUCUUACCUCUGAACUUUGUCAUCAGCAAGAAGAGAAGCCAGCUCCAGGAAGCUCAGAUAAAGUAUAAGGACAGCCGUGCAAAGCUUACCAGCACCAUCCUCAGUGACGUGAAGGUCCUCAAACUGCAUGGCUGGGAGAAGAACUUCAUAAGCAAAGUGCUGGGCAUCCGAACUCAAGAACUUCAAGCUCUCAAGACGUCUCAGUUCCUCUUCUCAGCUUCUCUUGCCUCUUUCCAGUCAUCCACUUUUCUGAUUUCGUUCAUCGUCUUUGCGGUCUACACGUUGUCGGAUAAGACAAAUGUCUUGGAUGCUAAGAAAGCUUUUGUUUCUCUUAGCUUGGUCAACAUUCUCAAUACGGCUCAUUCCUUUCUUCCAUUUUCCAUUAACGCUGUUGUGCAGGCAAAAGUUUCCAUCCGUCGCUUAGCUACCUUUCUUUCUCUUGAAGAAUUGGAUCCAACACAGGUGGACGUUGAGUCUUCGGACUGCGAUCCAAACUGCAUUAUGGUCACGAAUGGAACUUUCAGCUGGUGCAGAGAAGGCAGUCCGUGCCUGAAUAGGAUAAAUCUUACGGUACCUCGGGGCAGUCUGUGUGCCGUGGUGGGUCAAGUGGGGGCUGGCAAAUCCUCCCUGCUCUCAGCGUUACUGGGUGAACUGCAAAGAAUGGAAGGUUCCGUAGUAAUCAAGGGCACCAUAGCGUUGGCUCCCCAGAUAUCCUGGAUACAAAAUGCUUCUGUAGAAGACAAUAUCGUAUUUGGGAAAAAAAUGGAGAGGACGUGGUACAAUGAGGUGGUCAAAGCUUGCGCCCUGCAGCCCGACAUAGACAGUUUUCCAGCUGGAAGCCAGACAGAAAUUGGAGAGAAGGGCAUCAAUCUUUCUGGAGGGCAAAAGCAGAGGCUCAGCCUGGCUCGUGCAGUUUAUACGAAGGCCUCAGUUUACCUCCUGGACGAUCCCCUCUCUGCUGUGGAUGCUCCAGUUGGCCAGCACAUUUUCAACCAAGUUCUUGGACCAAAUGGCUUGUUGAAGGAAAAGACUCGCAUCCUGGUGACCAACUCCAUCCACGUUCUUCCCAAAGUGGACAACAUCAUUGUGAUGGUGAAUGGAGAACUGUGUGAGAUGGGCUCUUGGCAAGGACUGAUACAAAAGCAAGGGGCAUUUUCAGACUUCUUGAGGUCCCAGAACCCUGAAGAAAAAGACCACGAGGAUUUGCAAAUGACUGCUGGUCAUCUCAAAGAUAUGGGAAACAUUAAGAGGAUCUCCACAACUCCUGUGACACAGGAUGAAACCCCUGGAAAGACAAGUCAGCCUUUGGUCAAGAGAGACAGUUAUAAGCCGACGGAUGAGCAAGGAAAAAGACUAAUGACAGAAGACAAGAAGCAAAAGACUGGACGGGUAAAGAUUUCAGUAUACCUGAAGUACCUAAGAACUGCAGGCUCCCUCUUCUGGGUUUAUAUUGUACUCCUGUUUGCCUGCCAGCAAGUUUUCUCAUUCUGCCGUGGCUAUUGGCUCAGCCUGUGGGCCAAUGACCCCAUUUCCAAUGGGACACAGCCUCAUACCCAGCUCCGUGUGGGCGUCUUUUUUCUCCUAGGAUUCACGCAAGCCCUUGGGAAAUUUGGAUCUGUUGCUGCUGUGUUUUUGGCCGGGAUCGUGGCUUCCCGUAAGCUCUUCCAGCAGCUCCUGUGGGAUGUUCUCCGGUCUCCAAUGAUCUUCUUUGAGCAGACUCCCAGCGGUAACCUACUCAACCGUUUCUCCAAAGAAAUGGACGCAAUUGAUUCCAUCAUCCCGGACAAGCUGAAGUCUCUGUUGGGCUUCCUAUUUAACCUUCUGGAGAUCUAUGUUGUGAUUGUGGUGGCCACCCCGAUGGUUUUGUGGCUAUUUUGCCUCUGUCAGCCUUAUAUGUUGCUGUUCAGAUGGCUUGCCACCAACAUUGAGAUUCUGGGGGACACCAUUGUCCUCUUUGCAGCUUUGCUCGCUGUGGUGUACAAAGCCCAUCUCAGUCCUGGCACGGUGGGCUUUUCCAUCUCCUGUGCUCUUCAGAUCACUGGCGUCCUGAACUGGAUGGUGCGUGCCUCGGCGGAGAUUGAUAACCAAAUCAUGUCUGUGGAAAGAGUGAAAGAUUAUUCACAGAGCCCCAAAGAGAAAGUGGCUCCGUGGACUUUGGAUGAUCCUCUCCAGGGUGGCAGGUGGCCCACUGAAGGGGCAAUUGAACUCAGAGGCUAUAGUUUACGAUACAGGCCAGAAUUAAGCCUAGCUCUGAAGAAUAUCAACCUAAAGAUCAAACCUCAUGAAAAGGUGGGCAUCGUUGGAAGAACAGGGGCUGGGAAAUCAUCCCUUGCGAUGGGGCUUCUGAGGCUCGUGGAAGCUGCUGAUGGGGAGAUUGUGAUUGACGGAAUCAAUAUUGCCCAAAUGGGCCUGCACAACCUGAGAAGCAAGAUUACGAUUGUCCCACAGGACCCAGUCUUGUUUGGGGGUUCUUUGAGAGAGAACCUCGAUCCCUUGGACCAAUACUCGGAUGGGGAUAUCUGGACCGCUUUGGAGCAGACCCAACUCAAGAGCUUUGUUUCAGAUUUGCCAGAUCAGCUGGCUUAUGAGUGCUCUGAAGGAGGUGGAGAUCUAAGUGUUGGUCAACAGCAGCUCAUCUGCCUGGCCCGGGGUCUACUUCGUAAAGCCAAAAUCCUGAUUCUGGAUGAGGCCACCGCAGCUGUGGACCUUGAAACAGACCUGCAGAUUCAGUCCACCAUAAGGAGUCAGUUCAAGGACUGCACAGUUUUGACCAUUGCCCAUCGGCUAAACGCCAUGAUGGAAUUUGACCGAAUUUUAGUGAUGAAAAACGGACAAGUGGCUGAAUUCGACACCCCAGAAGCAUUGAGAGAUCAGAAGGGACUAUUCUACAAAAUGGCGGCGGACUCAGGGCUGUGUGCAGGUUUUAGCACUGUUUCCGUGGGAUCCAGAUUUAGCUAUAGCUACUCAACAUCUACCACUACGUUCCUUCAAGGAAGGGCCUACCAGAGAAGUGGCAUCACCCUGGAAAGUACAGUUGUGGUCAAGGUGUUGGCAAAUUGUCAUCGAAUUUUAAAAUUGCAAGGAGUACAAAUCAAAACCAUCUUUGAAUCCGAUGUGAAGUUGAUGAAUGAAAAUGACAAUUUAAGGGAAAUAUUGGAGCGAUACCCACUGUGGUUUUGUUUUCAUAAUGGGAAAGUUCUGAAGAUCUUUCCUCAGAAAAAUGAAUCAAUGUGGGCCCUAAACAUCAAACGGGGUAUCCUCAGUGCUCUCCAGACAUCACCAUUGGGAGCUGCUGUCAACAACAGUGUGGAUGAGGUGGAUAUUUCAGGGAAAUGUCCCACUCAGUACCAACAGAAAGGUAUCGUCCUUCUGAAGACCAAAGAUUUCAACUUGUGUUCUCAUCAUUUUUCUGCAUUUACUUUCCUGAGAUCUGUGGCUCUUCCCAACGCAUUGAUCCGCAUCACUGAUACACUCGAUCACACAGGUCUGCUUCACUCCCAGGAGCAGCUUCUGUCUUCCAAAUCUGAAUGUGUCCAGAGAUUUGAGGAAAAGGGAACACUUGCAGAAAUCAAAUUAACCACUAGUGACCUCUAUGAAAGCAGCCUGCUCUAUGAAAAAGAGAAAAGGGCACCAUUGUCCAAAGAGGAGGAAAUGAAAGACAUAGUUGAUGUUCUUCAGAAGCUCUGCAUGAAACCUGCCAUGGAUACUGAGGUAGCUUAUUGGAGGCAGACUCUCUUGGAGGCACUUCCCUUUUGUGCGACUGAGCCCUGCGUCAUCCUGAUGAAAAAGCUGAUUGUUUUGCAAGAAAUAGAAGAGGACCACCUUGAGCGUUUCCUGAGGUCCCUUGCCUUCAUCCCAGAGCCCACUGCAGGCAUGAUCGAUGCUUUAGCUAUGGAACUGAUCUUAAAUGCAAUUGGAAAUGCAGGGCUGGCGGCAACAUCUUUGACGACCCUCCUGAGUUCCUGCACGGUGCUGAAAACCAACCCUGCUGAAAUCCGGCUGGCAGCCAUUGAAGCUUUCCGGCGCAUCCCCUGUGCAGCCAACCGUGCUGCAUUGGUCCAUCUGUUUCAAACCUACGAAGAGAAAGUUGAGAUAAGAAUUGCUUCUUAUCUUAUGGCCAUGAAAUGUCCUAGCAAAUAUUUAUUUAACAUCAUUAAAUGGACUUUGAAGCAGGAAAGAUCCAGCCAAGCAUUGGCCAGUGGAAAUGCUGAGGCCCAGGUCAUCUUCUCACCUACUUCUUUUAUCCCACAUUUGAUCCUGACUAAUUUCACAAUCCAUCUGCUGGGACAGGCUAUCAAUCUUUUAGAGGCAAGUAACCUGAAAUACACUAAGAACCAAUUCCUACGUAGAAUGCUGCGGUUCACCCAAAAAAUGGGGAAAAAGAAGAAGCCGAAAUGCAGAGUUAGUCUCAAAAUCUUUGGAAAUGAGCUGAUGAUUCUUGACUGCGGCGAUCUCAGAGGCCAAGCAAAACAUUACUCUUUGAACCUGGCAGAGCUAACCAUGAAGGUUUUGAAG